GAAACCCUGUUUUCUUAUUUUUUCUAUUCAAAAUUAUUUUGAUCUGUCUGGUUCCCUAUUUUUUUUGGUCAUUCAUAAGAAAGCAGCUAAGUUAAGGGUGGGGGACGAGGAGAUUGAGUUACAAAACUUUGCAGGCUAUGAGAGAACCUAUUCUCUAUUGCUUGAGUGCACAACUACUGGAUGUAGAAUUCUUAAGAGAACUAGGAAUGCUCCACAGGACUAAAUAUAGUCGUUUUAGAAAUGAGUCCCUCACCUCACUGGAAGAAGACACGUCGUCGUCGAGUGAUCUUCUCCGCCUGAAGUCUUCUUCAGCUUCUUCUUCCACUACUUCUAAGACACUCACUGAAGAUGUCCCAAUUGGUACCUCGGACAGCUCCAUUUCUCUGUGUACCUUGGUACCCCGCAUGGCCAACGUUAAGCUGGCCAACCCUUCCACCUUGCCAACCUUGAAGAACUUCUGCCUACGAACGAAAGAGGUGCCAAGGUUUAAACUCACCGAAUGCGUCACUGUCCAGGCCAGCCGAACCGUGCCAGAAAUCGGCUUAAGCUGCUCCUUGUCUUCUGCUUAUUCCCAGGGAGAGCCAGACAAGGCAUUCAAGUCAAGCCCAAACACCCAAGAGAACUGUGUUUUGUUAGCCGUGGGAGACUCUGGCUUCCUAUCCAAGCCAGGCAAAGAUCUUGGACAAAAGGGUGAAUCCAGUUUGGAGAAAGGGAUAUCCUAUGCUGCCCGGUAUAUGGGCUGCAUUGAGGUGCUCCAAUCAAUGAGGUCUUUGGAUUUUGGUACACGGACGCAGGUUACCAGGGAAGCAAUAAGUCGUCUAUGUGAAGCUGUGCCAGGAAUACACGGGAACACAAAAAAACGGAAGCCUCCAGCUAAAUUUCUUUCUCCUGUGCUUGGCAAAAGCAAUCUUCAGUUUUCUGGCACGCAUAUAAAACUGACCAUCUCAACAACCAGUCUGACUUUAUUGAACACCGACAGCCAGCAGAUUAUUGCAAACCACCAUAUGCAGUCCAUUUCAUUUGCCUCUGGGGGGGAUCCAGAUACUACAGAUUAUGUCGCCUACGUUGCUAAAGAUCCUGUUAAUCAAAGAGCAUGCCACAUUUUGGAAUGUCCCUCUGGAAUAGCUCAAGAAGUCAUCAAUACCGUCGGACAAGCUUUUGAGCUCCGGUUCAAACAGUACUUGAAGACCCCUCCUGCUUUGAUGGUUCCCAAGGAAAGAGAAGGGGUGAGUCUUGAUGGAUCCACCUGGAAUGUUCAAGAGAAGGAAGACUGCGGAUACUAUAAUGAAAUUCCUGGGAAGGAACCUCCUGUAGGUGGGCUGUCUGACGUCAGGCUGAAGAUAAUCCCAGAAGAAGGGAUGAACCGUCCCAUCCACACGGAGAAGCAACAAUGUGGAGAUGAUAGUCCCAGUUCUAAGCAGCUUUAUGAAAACUGCCCAGAUGAGCACGGAGCAGCGGGUAUCAGCAAACCAACUCAGGCAGCAAAUCAAGAUGCUCCAUUGCUGAAAAGUAGCAGUAAAGUGGAUCUUUUUGAUGACCCUCGAUAUAUCAAUACUCAAAACUUACAAGCUACAUCAGAAGCACUGGACACUGUAGAGCAGAAAGGAUCCAGUGACGUGGCAGGCCUCGGAGGCAUCACAGAUGCAAAGACACCUCUUUGGAAUGAAGAAUGUUAUCACGGGAAGAUAUCCAGGAGACAAGCAGAGAAUCUCUUAAGAAACAACGGAGACUUCCUGGUACGGGAGAGUACAACCUCACCUGGCCAAUAUGUCCUGAGUGGACUGCAAGGAGGACAAGUAAAACACCUCUUGUUGGUGGAUCCUGAAGGCAAGGUCAGAACCAAAGAUCAUAUAUUCGAUAGCGUGGAUCAUCUUAUCCGCUACCAUAUGGAAAACAAAUUGCCAAUCAUCUCUUCUGGACGUGAAUUAAGGCUCAGCCAGCCUGUAAGAAAAGAAUUAGGGCAACUGCAUUCUAAGGACUAAUUUUGUUGACUCACGUUCUUUUCAAGAUAAUUCUUUUGUCACAGUCUCCUCAAUAUCCCUAGUGACUAUUCUGGACUCAUUUCCUGCGCACACAAUUCGACAAAGAAUAGGAGACACCUCUAGAUGAGGUUACAAAUGAAUUCUUCUCUU
Molecule: messenger RNA, 2132 nt
Organism: Protobothrops mucrosquamatus (brown spotted pit viper)
Lineage: Eukaryota; Metazoa; Chordata; Lepidosauria; Squamata; Viperidae
Gene: SHC4
Product: SHC adaptor protein 4
Exons: 12
Coding region: 207-1982 (591 amino acids)
Biological process (GO): intracellular signal transduction; cell surface receptor protein tyrosine kinase signaling pathway
Cellular component (GO): plasma membrane
Molecular function (GO): receptor tyrosine kinase binding
Source: RefSeq, a predicted model, not a curated record